AUGGGAUCCCAGGGUCUUCCGUUCAGAGUAGCUAUUGUCGGCGGUGGUAUUGGAGGCUUGUGUGCUGCUCUAUCACUGCAUCACCACUGUGCCGGCGAAGGCAUCAAAAUUGAUGUCUAUGAGCAAGCACCACAGUAUAAAGAAAUUGGUGCUGGUAUUGGCAUUGGUGUCAAUGCAGCAAGAUUGCUUCACUCUAUCGGCAUUGGGGAUGCCGUUAACAGCAUUGCUGGAAACCGAAAGGGUAUCUGGAUAUCUUUUCGUCGGUAUGAUACUGGAGCAGACAUCGUGACAGUACCGGUCAAUGACCGCGAGAAAAUUCGCCAAUGCCCGGUCCAUCGUGCAGAAUUCUUGGAUCUCCUGGUUGACACGAUUAAAGCUCGAGAAGCUGCGACCUUGCAUACCAACAAGUCUUGUGUCAAUGUUACCGACGAAGGCGAGACCGUCACCUUGAAUUUUCGGGAUGGCAGCACUUCCACAGCUCAUUUGGUUGUUGGCUGUGACGGAAUCCAUUCAAACCUUCGACCACAAUUCAGCUCAGAUAGUCCUCGUUAUGGGGGAAGAAUCGCAUAUCGGGGCCUGGUACCAAUCAGCAAGCUCGAAUCGAAUUGGCCAUUUCCAACCUAUUCCGUCAGCUGGUUGGGGAAUGAUAAACAUUUCUUGGUAUUUCCAAUCAGUAAUAACAGGCUUUUGAACAUUGUCGCCUUUGUCGCAAUAGAAGAAGAGAAGCUGGGCGGACUAAAGGAGAGCUGGACCGCCACUGGGGAGAAGAAUGAUCUGGCAAAGGACUUUGAGGACUUUGACCAAACUGUCCGAGAGGUGAUCUCUCAUAUGCCUGAGCAUCCCUCAAAAUGGGUCUUGAAUGACAGGGAACCUUUGCCGCAAUGGGUAUUUGCUCGGGGUAAGGUUGUCCUCAUGGGUGACGCCGCUCACGCUAUGCUUCCUCAUCAAGGCGCAGGAGCAGGGCAAGCCAUCGAAGAUGGGUACAUUCUCGGUCGAGCACUGCGAGACUAUCUCAGCUCUCGCAGUCACAAGGGCGAGGGUCUUGAAAGAUGGAUGCAGUUGUAUCAGAAUGUCCGUCUUCCGCGAGCGCAAAGAGCUCAAGCCACAGCCAGACAAGCAGGUCAAGUAUAUGAGAUGCAGACGGAGGAGAUGCUGGGGAAGUCGUACGAGGAGUGUCUGCCAAUCGUGCGCGAUAGCUUGAAGGACCGAAUGAAAUGGGUAUGGACCGAGGAUAUUGACCUGGGAUACGAUAAGGCGAGGACGGAGAUGGGAUAG
Fonsecaea nubica is the source of this 1275-nucleotide messenger RNA. RefSeq lists its product as hypothetical. The coding region runs from base 1 to 1275 and encodes 424 amino acids. Gene Ontology annotation, molecular function: FAD binding. NCBI's taxonomy places the organism in Eukaryota, Fungi, Ascomycota, Eurotiomycetes, Chaetothyriales, Herpotrichiellaceae. The record is from RefSeq and is a predicted model, not a curated record. The transcript is spliced from 4 exons. Gene Ontology annotation, biological process: secondary metabolite biosynthetic process.